CGCAGGCAAACUCGACCAGGCAUUUAUUCGCAAUUGCCAGCACGACUGUAGCUGCAACAGCGGCGCAGAAUGGACGACGAGUUCGGCGAUGCCGACGAUGCUCUAGUCGAGCUCGCAUCAGCGCAGGCCAAUCUAGCGCCGCGCCCGCCCGACCGAGCACCACCAGCCCGAGCAGGCCCCCCCAGAAUCCAGCAGCCGACGCCGCAGCGACUCGACCGGGCACCGCCGUCGAACGCAUCGGCUUCCUCGGGAGGCCCCAAGGUCGUGCAGCCCACCCCGCAGGCGCUGCCAGGCCGGGGCUCGGGGUCCUCGAUCCUCGUCUCUCCGCGGCAGAAGGGCAACCCGGUGCUGUCGUGCCUGAAGUCUGUCGCGUGGGAAUACAGCGACAUCCCCGCGGACUACGGACUGGGGCAGACCACCUGUGCGCUGUUUCUGAGCCUCAAAUACCACCGCCUCCACCCAGAAUACAUCUACACGCGCAUCCGCAACCUGCAGGGGCGGUACAACCUGCGGGUGCUGCUCACGCUGGUGGACAUCCCGAACCACGAGGACGCGCUGCGGGAGCUGAGCAAGACGUCGCUGGUCAACCGGGUGACGGUGGUGCUGGCCUGGUCGGCGGCGGAGGCGGCGCGCUACCUCGAGCUGUACAAGGCGUACGAGCACGCCGGCUUCGCGGCCAUCCGCGGCCAGCAGGCGGCCGGCUACGCCGAGCGCCUCGUCGAGUUCGUCACGGUGCCGCGCAACAUCAACAAGGCCGACGCCGUCGCGCUCGUGAGCGCGUUCGGGAGCCUCAGGCACGCCGUCAACGCCGAGCCGGAGCAGAUCGCCGUCGUCGGCGGCUGGGGCGAGAAGAAAGUGAGGGCUUGGUGUAAGGCGGUGGAGGAGCCGUUCCGGGUGAGGAAGGCGGCGAAGCGGAGCGCCCCGGCCGCGAGGGUGACGGGUAGCGGUGCCGGUGCGGGAGGGAAUGAAGGGGAGGAGGAGGAGGGCGAUGCGGAGGCGGAGGCUGUCGUGGCGGAGAUGGAAGCGGAGGGCGCGCCCAGUGAGAAGCAGCGGGGGAAACAGCCGGUAGCGGGCCGGGUAUUUCCCCCGGCGGCCCCGGCCCCGGCCCGCAGGGACGAGCAGCUGAGUGAAGGCGUAGCCGCGGCCCUGGCGCGGCUGAGAGAGAAGGGCUAACCGGAGGGGCCGAUAUUCCCGAAGGGAAGAGUGCCCUUUGCACCUUGCGCUGCACAGCACAAACACCGCAUGGUAUUAACACCGGCAUCGGUUGCUCGGCAUGGCCUUGGCCAACGAGCAGAAUGCUGGACACGAGACAUGCGUUCUCCUAUGCGGGGAUGCACAUCGUAUCGGUGGCCGUCCA
This is a messenger RNA of Thermothielavioides terrestris NRRL 8126, 1357 nucleotides long. RefSeq lists its product as uncharacterized. Gene Ontology annotation, molecular function: damaged DNA binding; single-stranded DNA binding. NCBI's taxonomy places the organism in Eukaryota, Fungi, Ascomycota, Sordariomycetes, Sordariales, Chaetomiaceae. Gene Ontology annotation, biological process: meiotic mismatch repair; mitotic recombination; nucleotide-excision repair. Gene Ontology annotation, cellular component: ERCC4-ERCC1 complex; nucleus; nucleotide-excision repair factor 1 complex. The record is from RefSeq and is a predicted model, not a curated record. The coding region runs from base 70 to 1173 and encodes 367 amino acids. The transcript has 2 exons.